AUGAACGGCCCUCAGGCUUCCUUAAACAGCGCGUCUAGAUGGCAUGGUUUAGUUCCAACCACAGAAAACCUCAACCUGCUACUAGAGGUUAAUCUUUCGUCUUUUUCGGAAUCCCAGCAUACUUACAACGACUCGGACAAUUUAUCAGAUGAUCCUUUUGGUUCGCAAGAUCUCGUUGGCAUAUGUGAGCCUUCUGAUGCUCCUCUAGAAUCAGUUCAAGAUGAGAAGCCCAAGAUCAAGAAAGAAUUUCCUUCAUCUCCGCUUUUUGUCACCGCCAACUCCCUGCCACAAGUUCUGCCGGUAAAGAGCUCUCAGCUAAAUUCUGGUAGUAGGCCUGACCAUCAUUCCUCGCUCCUAGGGUCUCCUCAACGCAAACGGCUCAAACCAGAUCUGCAAACGCGUUGCUACAGCACAAAUGCUGAACUUCCAGCUCCCGAGACUCUUGAAAGCAGAAACGAACCCCGGGUUGAGCUCUUUCAAACUGGGCCACCCAGAAGAUCAAUAAAGGGAUUCUCGAAUCCCACGAUUCAACUAGCCACCCAAAAACCACUAGCGCCUUGGGAGCAGGAGCUCUUGGGUACUCAGGAUAAGUUUGCGGGCAGAGCCAAGAGUGUCACCCCAUUUGUUUUGUCUCGUGAACAACAAUACGUCAUGGACCUUGUUCUUCGAGGCGAGUCCCUUUUCUUUACCGGUUCGGCCGGUACAGGUAAGUCAGUCCUUCUUAAAAAGACAAUCAAAGCAUUAAAGGACAAGUAUAGACUUGGGGAAAUUGCUGUUACUGCCUCAACGGGAUUGGCUGCACAUCACAUUGGCGGCACAACAUUGCACAGUUUCAGUGGCAUUGGUUUGGGAAAUGGCACUGUGCAGCAACUUGUGAAAACCGUGAGGCGGAAUAGGAAAGCAACUCACCGAUGGAAGGAUACCAAAGUUCUCAUCAUCGAUGAAGUUUCAAUGAUCGACGGUCGUCUAUUGGAUAAGCUAAAUCAUGUCGCCAAAGAGAUUCGCAAAAAGCAUCAUCUACCGUUUGGAGGCAUCCAACUUGUUCUUUGUGGUGACUUCUUUCAGUUGCCUCCUGUCAGCAAAAUUCAAUUCAAUGAAGAUGGCUCUGAGCUUAAGGACGAAGCUCAUUUUGCAUUUGAAUCUGAGGCAUGGAAAUCUUCCAUUUCUUCAAGUAUUGUUCUAGAAGAGGUGUUUCGUCAGAAAGGUGACCAGAAGUUUAUCGAAAUGCUUAAUGACAUGAGAAGUGGACUCGUUACACCAGAAUCUGAAAUGGAAUUUAUGCGCCUCUCAAGACCCCUCACUUGUCCAGCUGGAAUAGUUCCUGCCGAGUUGUACGCAACUAGAAGUGAAGUUGAUCAUGCAAACAACCUUCAGCUUUCGCGUCUACCAGGAGAUGCCUAUCUCCAUGAGGCAAUCGACACUGGCGAGCUCCCACCAAAGAUCAAGUCUGCGAUGCUCUCCAACUUUUUGGCUCCUCCAAGGUUGCAUUUGAAAGUGGGAGCUCAGGUUAUGUGCAUUAAGAACUUUGACGAAGAUCUAAUCAAUGGCUCGAUUGGUAAAGUCGUGGAUUUCCUUGACCGUGAUGUUUACAUGGGUUACGAAGUAAUGAAGGAAAACAAUACCAUGACUCAUGAAGAGUUCAAGAAAAAACUUUUGAAGAAGAAUGUUGCUUUUCCACCCACGCCUCAGAAGGCUUCUGCUCGAAGUGACGACUCUGAUGUGAAGCUCGAACAAGGAGAGGUGAAGGAAGAGAGUAAAGUACAUGAGCAAAAAUUGGAGGUAAAGAAAGAGACAAUACUCGACAAUGUGUUCGACUUCUUCCAAGAUGAAAAUGACUCAUCAGUUAAGCAAGAGGAUUCAAGUGCUGCGGCAGAUGAAUCGAGGGAUGAAUCGAAGGAUGAAUCUGGAUUGGCAUCAUCGCCCUUAAGUCCGUUUGAAGAGAACAGACGCCGAAAGCUUGCUCUCAUGAGACGUCUCGAAGAGCUGUCGAAGAAAACCAAAUACCCCUUGGUGAGGUUUACCUGCGCGGACAACGUCACUACAAAGGAUGUACUUAUUGAGCCUGAAAGAUGGGAUCAUUUGAACGAGAAGGGCGAGGUUUUGGUUGCACGCACACAGCUUCCAUUGAUGUUGGCAUGGGCUUUGUCCAUACACAAAUCGCAAGGCCUUACGCUCUCGCACGUCAGAGUCAAUCUCAAUAGGAUUUUCGAAUACGGACAAGCCUAUGUGGCUCUUUCAAGAGCGGUUUCUCGAGACUCUCUUCAGGUGGUGAAUUUCCGGAGGGACAGGAUCAGGUCUAGUAUGCUUGUGGAUGAUUUUUACAAGAGUCUUACGACGGCGAACGAGCAUAGAAAACGCACCUAG
Messenger RNA from Candidozyma pseudohaemuli, 2364 nucleotides. It is a transcript of the gene PIF1, whose product is annotated as DNA helicase. Gene Ontology annotation, biological process: telomere maintenance; DNA repair. NCBI's taxonomy places the organism in Eukaryota, Fungi, Ascomycota, Pichiomycetes, Serinales, Metschnikowiaceae. The transcript has a single exon. Bases 1 to 2364 code for a protein of 787 amino acids. The record is from RefSeq and is a predicted model, not a curated record. Gene Ontology annotation, molecular function: DNA helicase activity; ATP hydrolysis activity.